AUACAAUUCAUUUAUUGAAAAAUUCAAGGCUUUUCUAACGUAUAAUUUACGUUCCUAAUUAGUGUUUAAGGUCUCGACUAAAAAAAUUAAGAAAAUAUUGUGUUUCAAAUAAUGCCUGUGCGAAAAUACAGACGCGAAACUACUGAAAUUAAUUGCUGCUUAAAAUAUAUAUUAUUCUCCAGCAAUGUAGUGAUAUGGAUGACUGGCUUGGUUGUACUGGCUAUUGGAAUAUGGGCUUGGAAUGAAAAAGAUAUGUUUAGUAAUAUUACCAAAUUAACGUUUAUAGCAUUAGAUCCAGCCUUUGUGCUGAUUUGCAUAGGGGGAAUAACAUUUACCAUUGGGUUUACAGGGAGCGUGGGCGCACUGCGAGAAAAUACUUGCUUAUUGGGCACGUACGCAACUUUCUUAGCAAUCUUGUUGUUGUUUGAAAUGGGGUUCGGUGUUUUGGCUUUCGUGCUCAAGGAUAAAGGCUGGAUCAAGGAUCAAGCAACCGAAGGUUUAAGAGCUUUUAUCAUACAUUAUCGAGAAGAUCCCGAUCAACAAAACCUAAUUGACUGGAUACAAGAAGAUUGGUUGCAGUGUUGCGGCAUUGAAGGACCAAAGGAUUGGGACAGCAACAACUAUUUCAACUGUUCUUCCGGUGCGAUUGGGAGCCGUGAAGCCUGUGGGGUUCCAUUUUCGUGCUGUCGCCGUCGUCCUCAGGAACUGAUAAAGAAUAAACAAUGUGGUUAUGAUGUGCGCAAAGAAGGCUACCCUGUGGAUCGCCAUAUAUACGAGCGUGGUUGUUUACGGGCUGGAGAAGACUGGCUAGAGUCACAUUUAAUUGGUGUUUCGGCUACUUGUAUAUUUACCUUAAUUAUGCAGUUCGAAAUAUGUUCAAUUAGUGUACAACGUAAUAUAAACUUUAGUAUUAAAGACAAGUUUACCAUGGAUACUUUUCACAUUGGCGGGAAAAUGACUACCAGCUCAACUAACAAAAACGCUGCCAUAUUUAUAUGCUUGUUUAAGGUGAAUUAUGAAGUUUCAAAAAUAAUUUACGAAAAAGGUUGUGUGCAAGCCGGCGAAGAGUGGGUGGAACGUAAUUUAAUUAUAAUAUCUAUUAGUGCCAUCGUUACUGUUUUUUUUCAGAUUCUAGGUAUUUGCUUCGCCCAAAACUUACGCGCCGACAUCUAUGCACAGAAGUCAAAAUGGCAUUGACAAAUGCCGGCUGCUACGCCCACUACCAUUUAGGGACCUACCCGAUGUACUUUAUUUGAAUAUCGACUUUUAUGGUAUAAUAACAAUAACAAUGAUAACAAUGAUAAUCACUGCAACGAUAUCAGGUCAUAAAUAUGUAUAAGAAAUAUUGCCAAGUUUUUCGCACUCUACUUUAAGAAACAUAUUUUAUACUGCUAAACGAAACUACGAGCAUAUUUUUGUACUAUUUCAUUUAAUUCAUAUCAUUCCUUACACCAUUAAAGGGUAAGUUGUUUAUUACUAGGUCGGGUUUUCAAACUAACUUUUUGGCCCGAUCUAAUCAGAUCAACGGCUUGUGACUUUUAUUGUCAAUUGAUUUAAGAGAUUCAGACAACUACAAAUUUAAUGAUUUAAUCCUUUCUCACGUUCUUCUGCAUCCUGAAUGUUUCUCUAUAUAAUUCCGUGCAAAAAACUCAUAUCUAAUAUUGAACAAUAUUUUUAACACACAUAGAUUAUGGUAUUGAUAGACCAAGAAAUUUUCAUCAAAAUUAAUUAAUUAGUCCUUAAAAGCUUUAGACUCUAAGUUCGCAAGUGGAAAAGAUUGCAGAGCUUUGUGUAAUUAGACAAGUUAAAGUACUCUCAUCCGAAGUUAAACUGAAUUUUUAUAAUUGAACAGUCGUAGGCAGCGUAGUCCGAUUAAACUAUAAAUCCGUGUUAAAGCAAAGUGUUGAAACUUUAAAAAUGUUAUAGCAGUCGAACUAUUUUAUAUUCUCGAAGGCUGACAAUGCUCUCAAACUUCUUUUAUUUUUAUAAAUAAGAUUAUAUCGUUAUAUUAUAUAUACAUUACAUUGCAUUGCAUUCCCUUGUGGUGUAGGGUACUAAAUAUUCGAAUCUACUCGACUAUAAUUUCAUUUGGCUUGAAAUUUUUACUAACUUGGAUGUUAUAUUAUUUAGAAAAUGGCCUCAAUGCAUGCAAAUAUUAUUUUCUUUAAGAUUUUAAAUUGUCUUAGCAAAUUGUUAUCUUGUAAUGCAGCUGUGAUAGAAACAAAAGAAUGCAUUCUUUCUCUUUUUAAGUCAAAAGAAAAAUAUCUUGACAAGAAAUCCUUUAUGAGGAAAAAGUCAUCGACAUUUACAACACAAAUUGGAAUUAAUUAGUUAUUCACCAGCAACUAAACUUAAAACUAUUUCUAUUAUGAAUAAUAAUAAUAACGAUAAUGUUUUAAAUAAUGUGAGGAGCGAAGCACUGCCAUAAACAGAAACUUCCUAAAGCAAAUUAUGAAUACUCACCAUUAGAGCUAUGUUCGUUUUUUGCUGUACCUGGUGCAUUUAAUUGUGUAUUGUGUAAAAUAGA
Glossina fuscipes is the source of this 2527-nucleotide messenger RNA. It is a transcript of the gene Tsp26A, whose product is annotated as tetraspanin-17. The transcript is spliced from 10 exons. Gene Ontology annotation, biological process: protein maturation; protein localization to plasma membrane. Lineage: Eukaryota; Metazoa; Arthropoda; Insecta; Diptera; Glossinidae. The record is from RefSeq and is a predicted model, not a curated record. Gene Ontology annotation, cellular component: membrane. Bases 112 to 1197 code for a protein of 361 amino acids.